Molecule: messenger RNA, 2979 nt
Organism: Penicillium odoratum
Lineage: Eukaryota; Fungi; Ascomycota; Eurotiomycetes; Eurotiales; Aspergillaceae
Product: phosphatidylethanolamine N-methyltransferase
Exons: 4
Coding region: 1-2979 (992 amino acids)
Biological process (GO): phosphatidylcholine biosynthetic process
Molecular function (GO): phosphatidylethanolamine N-methyltransferase activity
Source: RefSeq, a predicted model, not a curated record
AUGGAUCAGGGCCAUUCAACAGGCGCCCUGCAGCCUGGUGGGCUAAGGGAGAGAAAUGUAUCGCACCUUGAUUCAACUGGAGGUCGCGAUGCUUUGGCUGCUCAUGCUGAGUUGGAGAACAAGGAUAUGGACGGCAAGGAUAAGAAGACCUUUGGCCGCACGCCUGAUGGAACUGUGUUCACCGUGCCCCAAACCCAUGACAUGGUUUCGCAGCUCCUGUCCCCGUCCGAGCCGAAGAAUUUGUCGGAUUUGGUGGUUCUCGGUCUAUUGGCAGCCCAUAUUGGCUUGCUUUGGGUUCUUCCAGCGAGUGCUAGAAUUCCAGUCUUCGCUGUUGUGUACCUCUUCUGGCGGGCGGGUUACAAUGCGGGGAUUGGAUGGCUGCUGCACAACCAGUCGCACCACAGAACCAUGAUUCGGUGGGCAGAGAAGACAAAGAUUUUCGUCAAUCCAGCUACGGGAAAGAACCCGCACCCUAUUCUAUACAAUUGGAUUAAGCGGGAAAUGGAGACUAAGAUCCCCCACGACUAUUCCUUCGAAACUGCACCUAUUGAAUACAACACCUGGCUCGUCUUCCGCCGUCUAGUGGACGUGAUCUUGAUGUGCGACUUCACCUCCUACUGCCUCUUUGCGAUAGCCUGUGGUCACCGUCCUACCGAUGAAAGCGUAGUCAUGACUGUCCUACGUUGGGCCGCCGGCAUUGUGCUGGUGCUGUUCAACCUCUGGGUCAAAUUAGACGCUCAUCGAGUAGUGAAGGAUUAUGCCUGGUACUGGGGUGAUUUCUUCUACCUCAUUGACCAAGAGCUGACCUUUGACGGAGUCUUCGAGAUGGCUCCGCAUCCCAUGUACUCGGUCGGCUAUGCGGGCUACUACGGUAUCUCCCUGAUGGCCGCAAGCUAUAAAGUGUUGUUCAUCUCUAUCAUUGCCCAUGCAGCUCAAUUCGCCUUCUUGGUGUUUGUCGAGAAUCCCCAUAUCGACAAGACCUAUAACCCGCCUCCGCCUCGGAAGCGUUCCGUCGCGGAUUCGACCACCAGCCUGCCUAUGUUUCCAGACUCCCCAUCAGCGCCAACUCCGACUGCGACAACUCCGCUUGCGACAACUCCGAAUGCACCAACUCCGUCUGAGGAACUACCCCCCAAUGCGACUUCUUCGUACUCCGCCAAACCUCCGCCCUCGGUCCACAACAUGCUGGGCUUGAGCAACUUGGAUCUCUUUAGAACCACGGAUUCGUCGAUUAUUCUUGUUCAGCUACUUGUAUUCGCAGUGACGGCUUUGAGCCCCUCGACCCCGAUGUACCAAUUCUUCUUCGUGGUCAAUGCUCUUGUGUGGCGUGUAUGGUAUUCUCUAGGCAUCGGGCAUCUCCUCAACAACCAAUCCAGGGACAAAGCGUGGACGAGGCACUUCCUCAAAUUUGGUGAGACGCCACAGGAGGCUUGGAACCAGUGGAAGGGCACGUAUCACCUUAGUAUGAUCAUGUGCUACGCUAGCUUUAUCGCUGCGGUGUGGAAGAUGUACACCUUCCCAAGCGACUGGAACUACGGCCUGGUGCUCUUCCGCCACGUCCUCGGUGCCGGCUUGAUCAGUCUGCAACUCUGGACCUCGAUCAGCAUUUAUGACUCGCUCGGAGAAUUCGGCUGGUUCUUCGGCGACUUCUUCUUCGACGAAUCCCCCAAGUUGACCUACAACGGGAUAUACCGCUUCCUCAACAACCCUGAGCGUGUACUAGGUCUGGCUGGCGUUUGGGGUGCCGUUCUCAUCACAAGCAGCGGAGCAAUUACUUUCCUGGCUCUGGUGAGUCACAUCCUGAGUCUGGGUUUUAUUCAAUUCGUGGAGCGGCCCCAUAUGCAGAAGCUUUACGGCCGAAGCUUGCGCCAAGAUGGUGGUGUGGUCAAGAACCUGAAGAAAUCCCUCCCUCCGUCACUCAAGCAGCUGCAUGGCAGUGUGGACAAAAUGUUCGAUGACUCCUUUGAGUUUAUUGAGGAGCUUCUCGACAAUGCUCGCCCAAAGCUUGCUGCUGGAGUUAACACAUUCGUCAAAGAUACCAGCGCUCUGUUCCAAAAGUACCCGGCUCGCAUCACCAUUUCUCGGAUUGAUGCUGAUCUGGCUGGAUACGAUCUCCGUGACUAUUCAUUGUCGGUCGAGGGAACGGAUGCCAAGUCUCCAGAAGACCAGGGCCGUGAGGGAGACAAUGCGCGCAUGCCUUUAGACCGCCGUGGUGAUCAGAACCUGACUUUGGAAUACGGCGCCCCGAUCAAGGUCAAGUGGACUGCGCCGCUCAACCACAGCAAAAAGGACUGGAUUGGCCUCUAUCGGGUCACGGACAACACUUCCCGAGAGGUUACCCGUGUUUCGUCGCAGGGCCGUUGGAUCGCGACCAACGAGGGCUCCUACGACAACCUGACAUGUGAAAGAGGCAUUCUCACUAGUGACGUGGUCAUCAAGUCUUCCGACCAGAAGGGUCGUGACGGCCACGAGCUUGCAUCCGGAGAGAUCGUCUUUUCGGGUGACAAGCUAUUCUGGACACAGGGUGCCUUUGAAGUGCGUUACCACCAUAAUGGCGUGCACAAUGUCAUGUCUAUUUCCCGACCAUUUGAGAUCCGAAUCCCUCACUUUGAUGAAGUCGACACUUUCGAAGCGGGUGGUAUUGUUCAGCGCGCCGUUGAGAAAGCUCUCCUCCCUGUCGUUCGCAACUGCUUCGAUCGCGACCCUGAAGUUGCGCCCGAGACUGUCGAUGAGCAGUUUGGAAGCCUUGUGGAAAGAGAUGGCAAGUUUGCCAAGCGAGUUGUGUUCGCUGUCCAGCAGAUGUUCGGUGUUGAAUUAGCACCUGAGGUUGUUAAGGCCGAUGGCAAUGUAUUGAAUCUGGCCUGGCGGAUAUGUAACGCUAAGAAGGUUCUUGCUCCCUAUAGCAUGACCCGAUCAAAUGGCAGAUCGACGCCAGUCGACGUCAAGGGGGGAGAAGUUUCGCCGGGAUCUUCUCCUUAA